Molecule: messenger RNA, 588 nt
Organism: Symbiodinium sp. CCMP2456
Lineage: Eukaryota; Dinophyceae; Suessiales; Symbiodiniaceae
Source: the annotation of a GenBank genome assembly
AUGGCAUCAAGUAAGGGCGGAGGGUAUGAGAACAAGCAAGUUGGUGAGCAGGACAAGAACGAAGAUGUUGUCGCCACUUCUUCCGAUGACCCAUCGGUUGCCCCACCGCAUCAGGACUUGAAGUUUUUGAGCGAGAAGUGUAAGAUUGAGACUUGCUAUGCCCUCUUGAAGACCAGCAAGACAAAGGAACUUGACAAUAUCCCCUUGGAGAAGACACCCGAGAAAGUCGCAGAACUUAAGAACCAAGCCUACGAACUCUUCGCGCAGAUUAACUACUUGGAGCAUCGUCAGGGAAAGACAACCAAGAUGAAGCCCGACGACAAAUUGACCUUCUAUGUGGAGUUCAAGGGAGUGCUUAACACGGCAACCAUUAACGCUACAGGUGGCGACUCACUUGCCACUAUCCGCAUCAAGGCGUGUCGUCUUUACGAUGAAGACGCCAUCCCAAUGAAGAUUUAUGACAAAGUCAAGAUGUUCAAGAAGCCAGUGAAUGGUGAGCCAGACCCAGCGAACAACUUGACGGACAUCUACCACGGCAAGAAGUCGGUAAUGAAUAUGGACGGUGAAAUCACCUUGAAGAACAACGAU